CCACCGGAAGCAGGAGAACUUGUCUGAAGUGAAGCAGUAAACAACCACAGUAGAACCAAACUGUGUGAGAGUUGAGCUGCCUUGGGCGCUGUACGUCAGAACCCGGGAGACUGGUGACGUCUUACAGAUUUUAUUAAGUUGCCUCAAUGUCUGGAUGAGAAAAUCUGUUCAACGAAUAACCAAGGAAGAAGCAUCGGCGCCAUGAAUCCGUCCAACCCGUUUGGCAAUCCACAAGGGGGCGCUUUCCAGGCCCCUAGCAACACCAUGAAGACGGGCUUGUUCCCAUCAUUCGGACAACAGAGCUCCAGCAAUCCGCCACAGACUAUGGGAUUCUUUCCACCGUCAGCUUUUGGUCAGCCUGCUGCCGCAAAUCAGGCCCCACCUCAUGGAAGCUCAGUGUUUGGACAGGCUCCGGCGUUUGGACAGAUGUCCACACAGCCUUCCUCUUCACCCAUGAUAAACCAGGCUUCAACAUUUGGACAGAUGUCUUCACAGCCUUCCUCUAUGAACACAAUGAGCCAGGUCCAAGCCUUUGGACAGACGUCUGCACAGCCUUCGUCUUUGAACACGAUACGUCAAGCCCCAGCCUUUGGACAGAUGUCCACACAGCCUUCCUCUUUGCCCACAAGAACCCAAGCUCCGGCGUUUGGACAGAUGUCUUCACAGCCUUCCUCUUUGCCCACAAGAGCCCAGGCUCCGGCGUUUGGACAGAUGUCUUCACAGCCUUCCUCUUUGCCCACAAGAGCCCAGGCUCCGGCGUUUGGACAGAUGUCUUCACAGCCUUCCUCUUUGCCCACAAGAGCCCAGGCUCCGGCGUUUGGACAGAUGUCUUCACAGCCUUCCUCUUUGCCCACAAGAGCCCAGGCUCCGGCAUUUGGACAGAUGUCUUCACAGCCUUCCUCUUUGCCCACAAUAACCCAGGCUCUGGCGUUUGGACAGAUGUCUACACAGCCGUCCUCUUUGUCCACAAGAACCCAGGCUCCGGCAUUUGGACAGAUGUCUUCACAGCCUUCCUCUUUGUCCACAAGAGCCCAGGCUCCGGCAUUUGGACAGAUGUCUUCACAGCCUUCCUCUUUGCCCAUAAGAGCCCAGGCUCCCGUGUUUGGACUGAUGUCUACACAGCCUUCCUCUUUGCCCACAGUUAGCCAGGCUCUGGCGUUUGGACAGACAUCUGCACAGCCUUCCUCUUUGCCCACAGUAAGCCAGGCUCCUGUGUUUGGACAGACAUCUGCACAGCCUUCCUCUUUGCCCACAGUAAGCCAGGCUCCAGCGUUUGGACAGAGUAGCUCAGCCUUUGGGAUAGCUUCAGCACAAGCAUUUGGACAGACUAGUGGACCAAACCAAAGUUCAGUGUUUGGGCAGACUUCUGCAUUUGGUCAGGCAGCAGGAUUAAGCCAGCAGGCUCCAGGGUUUGGCCAACAGCCACCUGGAUUUGGAAAGUCCCAAAUGCCUCCUGUAUCCACCACUGCCUUAGGGCAACCUCAGGCACUUGCAUUUGGGCAGCCUUCUUCUACCAGUGUCCCCACCACUGUAUUUGGCACAGGUCAGAGCGUGACCCAGAGCGUGACCCAGAGCGUCGCCCAGAGCGUCGCCCAGAGCAAACCCUUUGGACCGUCAGAAUUCAGUUUCAAGCCGGCCAAUGAGGCACUUUUCAAACCCAUCUUCAGUGCCAGCCCUGAGCCUGCUAACCCUCAAACCACAUCCAUGUCUAGUUCACCGUUUGGCAGCAAUGGGAACCAGACAAGCACCACCACCAGCAGCACCACCACUGGUUUCUCUCAGUUGACAAGUGCUAAGUCUGGGCCUCUGGGCUUCAGCUUCUCACAGCCUGCUGCAGCCCCCUCUGUCUCUGCUCAGAUCAAUCCACUAACAACUAACAAUAGCAGCGGUUCUACAAAUGCUCUGCAGUUCACCUUCUCCCAGCCAGCCGCUCCCUCCAGUUCGAGCACCACCCAGGCGUCCACGACCCAGCCCACCACCCCAUCUUCUUUCAGCUUUUCAGUUAAGCCCUCCCAGCCACAGACCACAGCUGUUUUUAGUGGUUUUGGUCAGAGUCCAGCUUUUGGUGACUCGUUAGGUCAAGCAGAGACCAGCACAGAUGAGAAAAAGAACAAUCUGGAGGCCUCAGGGGAAACAAAUAUAUUUGCACGACUUGGCAAAGGCACCAAGCGCAAGGAGGAUCCAGUGGUCCCAAGCCGUGGCCUUGAGAAGCCUGACGCUGAGGAGGAUGUCUCAGCAGAAUCAGAUUCACCGAGACACCCCUCAAAGAGGCCCCUAAUGAGGUCCCGCGGCCCAGUGGGAGGCUUAUUCGGUCGGGCACUAAGUAGUCUUCGUAAAGAAAGCCCUAACACAGUCAGGCGAGAGGCCACAAGGGAGACUCCGCAACAGGCACUGAAUUGGGAGGAGACAGAAAAGGAAGAUGUCCAAGGUCAAGGUGACAGCUUGACUGUUACACAACCUGCUGUACAAGCCCUCACCAGGGAUGUGCUGGACAAAGCUGAGGAGUCAGAUUCUGCAAAAGCCGCCGACCCUCAGCUGGAGACCGUCACCCCCACUAAACGUGGCGUGCGCAGGGAGAGCUCGGAGGGCCUCAGCGGCAUGUCUCCCACUGACUGCACCUCCCUCCAGUGCAGGAACAUUCCUCCAGGCCUGAACAAGAAGGACAUAAUCGAGAAACACUUUGGUCGUCACGGCAAAGUCUCGAAGGUUUUUUGUAAGCCUGCGAAGAACCUGGCCUUUGUGCACUUUGAAGACCAUGCAUCAGCAGCAAGGGCCAAGAAGAAAGGCAAACUUCUUCAUCGGCAUGAACUCUUACUCUUGUGGCAUAGGAAGAAGCAGAGUCCAGGGGAGAAAGGAAGCCGACCUGCAGCAGGAAGUGAGGAGGCACAGGGAGAAAGCCAGGCGGACCAUGAGUCCAGACCUGCUUUCUCAACCAACAGAAGAGCUCCACUCAGAGCUCCUGCAGUCAGCAGCUCCUUGACUUUCAGCCGCAGCUCCCCAGUGAAGAGGUCAACAUUGGCCAAGUCUCUUCAGUUUGAUGCUGAGCCCCAGAGAGAGAGCAGCAUAGAGUCCCAGAGCUCCGAGCGCCCAAUGCCCUCCUCCCUCCUCCACCUCAUUGACCAGGCGGCGGACAACGCUGAGGAGAAGUACCGCCUCCUGGAGCAGCGAGACAAGAUCCUACGUCAAGGUCGGCCGAAGCGAACAGACCUGAAUCUAUCCAAGGUGUUUGUGGGGACAUGUCCUGACAUGUGUCCAGAGAAGGAGAGGUACAUGAGAGAGACACGGAACCAGCUGAGCAUAUUCGAGGUCAUCCCAGGAACAGAGAUGGUGUAUCACGCUGCAGCAAUCAAAGAGUACAGUCGCUCAUCAGCCGACCAGGAGGAGCCCCUGCCCCAUGACCUGCGCCCCCUGCCGGUGCUCAGCAUGACCAUGGACUAUCUGGUGACUCAGAUCAUGGAUCACGGCGAUGACAACUACCGUGACUGGUACGACUUUGUCUGGAACAGGACCCGUGGUAUCCGUAAGGACAUCAUCCAGCAGCACCUGUGUUGCCCACACACGGUGUCACUGAUUGAAAAGUGCACACGCUUCCACGUGCACUGCGCCCACCAUCUCUGCGAGGAGCGUCUGUCGUCGUUCGAUGCCAAGAUCAACAACGAGAACAUGACAAAGUGCCUGCAGAGUCUCAAAGAGAUGUACCAGGACUUGGCAACGCGUCAAAUCUACUGCCCCUGUGAGGCAGAGUUCCGCCAGUACAACGUGCUGCUGAAGCUGGAUGAUGGCGACAGCCUGCGUGAGGUGCAGCAGUUCCGCGACGAAGUGCGUAACUCGCCUGAGGUGAAGUUUGCAGUUCAGGCGUUCUCUGCAGUCAGCAACAACAACUUUGUGCGUUUCUUCAAGCUGGUGAAAGGAGCCUCGUACCUCGCCAGCUGCCUCCUGCACAGAUAUUUCAAUCAGGUCAGAGCUAAGGCCCUGAAGACCCUGAACAUUGCUCACACCACAGGUCCCCGGUCCACUGCCUUUCCAGUUGAGGACAUUACUCGGAUGUUUAUGUUCCUCGACACAGCAGAAACGAUUGACUUCCUCCAGCAGUACGGCCUUAAUGUCAACGACGGUAUAGUUGAGCUGAGUCGGACAGCGUUCCAGGAGCCAGAGCUGUCUCUUUCCCAGAAGAAGUCUGUGGUCAUCCUGGCAAAGAAACCUGUGUUGGUCGGGGAGGUGGUGAACGGAGGCUCGCUCCCCAGUCCUCCCCAGCACAACCCGGUCAGCAGCUUUGACUCCCAGAACAAGUUCCGUGGAGAGGCAACUCAGGCUGAGUCCUCCUCAAGCCAGUUCAGAGCUUUCGCUGCCAAGCUGGAGGUGAAGGCCCCGCCCAGCGUUGAGCCACUGUUCCAGGUCGCGCCACGUCCCGACACUCCCUCUGAGUUUGUGCUGCCUCCAGCUGCUACAAAUGUGCUGAGUGAAUCACAUUUCGGUUCAGCCCAGCCGCCCGAUGUGCAGCAGCUCUUCCAACCGGUACCUGAACCUCAGCCCGUCACAGCACCAUCUCCUCCGGCCGCACCUCGGCAUGUGUACAGCAACGAGGAAAUCAUGGCUGAACUGGACGGUGUCAUCGAAGAGGUGGUCGUAGCAGCAGCGAGGGAAGUAGCCGUCGUCGGGGCCAGCUACGCAUCAACAGCUCUUGCUGAGAGCAGUGUGCAGGUGGAGUCCCUGGUGAGUGAGGUGUUGGUGCAACUGCUGCAGGAGGUGUCCUCCACCGAGAUCAGGGAGGAACAGGAGCGUGUUGCUGAAGAGAAACAUAAGCUUGAAGAAGCCAGGAGGAGGCAGGAGCACACGGCUUUCCUGGCUCAGUUCAGCUGCUCCAUCUGCACAGAGAUCCUCCACGAAGUUUUAGAUGAGACCAUCAAGGAAACUUCCACCUCUGAGAUCCAGCUGGCAGUGAAUGAGAAGGCAGACCGUGUGGCUACAUGCACAGAGCAGGUCUGCACCAGUCUAGUUGAGGAGACUCUGAAAGCAGAUAUUGCUCUGAUUGUUGAAGAAAUCCUGGAUGAUGAACUGCAGCGUAUCCACAAGUACAUCAAAAGGUGGCGUGAUGUGGUCGCGUUCCGUCGGCAGCUGAAGCGACAGAUGAGAGGUUUCCCUGCAGCUCCGUGCUGUGUGGACCCCCGAUUCAAACUCAAGGCUCUCGCUCCCAGCGCCCCUGCACGGCCCUGCAUGGAAGACCUGGCCCGUGGUCUGGUCAACCUGGGAAAUGCCGGCACCUUGGCCAUGUCAAGCACCAGGUUAUUCAGAAUGAGGCAAGAAGCAAUCCACCAGAUGAGAGUCCACUACUACUAUCAGCAGCUGCUUGAUGAGAUGGUGUGGGCGCCGCUCGACCUGCCGGCGCUGGUGUCAGAAAACAUCCCCGACCCACCGGAGCGGAUCUACUGGAAGAUGGCUCUCCUCUUACCAAGCAACCACGAGAGUGUGGCUAGCCUGGCCGACAGGAUCCUGUCAGACUGGCUGGAGGUGAAACUCGGCGGGGACAAGGCGUCGGAGGUCGGGGAGGAGCAGCCUGAUGGAACUCUGCAGACCCUGUGUGUCACCAACUCGCUGCAGGAGAGAGGACCACACACUCACAAAGUCCACAUCAGCGUCAAGGCGUCCCGAGGCCCACUCACUGAAGACAGCCUGUCUAAAAUGGAGGAGAGCUGCGAGCUCUCUGGAACAGGAGCUCUGAUCAUGUUGCUUCCUGCCAUGCCGGCCAUCGAGGGGGGGCAAGACGAGCAGGAUGUACCUCUGCUGUCAGCUCUGCUUCAGCUUAAACAGCUACAGCAAACCAGCACCUGGCAUUGCCCACUGCCGCUGGUCAUUCUGGUGCCAGGACCUGAUGGUGGCCCUGGUGAUACACAGAAACUUGUCGAAGCCCUGAUGCUGCAGAUGAUGGUCAUGGAAGGACUGAUAUCAGAGUUCACGUUCUUCUUCAUACCAGAGACCACGAGUGACGUCCAGGGAUCCAAACAGCUGAGCCACGCUCUGCGUUGGUUGCUGUCCCGCGCUCCACCAUCCCUCCCCCUGUCCUGCCAGAGCCUGGUGCAGCUUGUAGAGUCCAGUUUGAGUCGCGAGUUCACUCCCAGAGUUUACGGCCACCGCCAGGAGCGAGGCGUCGCUUGUCUUCCUUCCCAGGACCCCGCGCCCAUCAUCCAGCUGUACAAUGCCGUCCUGGCUCACAUUGCUGACACAGCGUCAUCAGAGGAUCUCUGUAAACUCUCGUGGCCGCCGGGCGAGUUCUGCCUGCCUGAAACCCGAGACUUUGUUCCUCACCUGGGCUGGAACUCAGCUGAACACCUGGCCUGGCUACGGGAAGCCAUCCUCAGCCUGCAGCUGCCACAGUGGGAGAAGCUUUCUUCCACCGACUCAUGGUGUGAACUCUGCUCCUCCAUCUAUUGCUACGCUGCUCAGAUCCCGGUCUCUUACCACAGUCAGCCUCUUCUAAUGUCAAGACUGGAAAACCUUCUGGAAAGGGUCCGGCUAAAGGGUCACUGCACCCGGGCCAACAGAUCCGAGGCCGCCAUGGGAAGCUGGGGCACUGGAGAUGAGGGUGUGUUAACGGCCUAUAGUCAGAUCCCUUGGGAUGACGUGCUGGUGAUUUGCAUUGACCACAAGCUGAAAGACUGGCAGAUACCAGGAUCACCUGCCUGUGAAGAUGCUGUGACAGAGGAUGGAGAGAUCCUGAUUUACUUCCUCACAGAGUCCCUGAAGGGUUUCCAGCCCCCUGAGGAGUGGACCCAGGCCACCAGACAAACACACAGGGAGAAGCAGCGGUGGCAGGAGGAGGAGGAGGAGAGAGGGGCAAGUGCAGCUGCGCGUGCCUCCCCCACCGGUCUGUCCCUCAGACAGAGGUUGUUCCACAGUACGGCAGAGCCGCUCGAGGCAGCGGCAGCAUCAUUGGACAUCACACACACUCCAACAACACAAGAGCUGCUGGCCCACAAAGUCCUGCAGAGUUUAGAGGAGGAGAAGGUUGAAAGCACGAGGAGCCUGGAGCAGCUUCAGCGUUGGCUGGAUGGCGACCCCUUAGAGCAUUUGUCCUCGCCGCUCUUCAUUCCCUCCUCCACCCUGCUCUCCAGGCCCACAACCAGGAUUCACUCCCCCACAGCCAAGACGAGAGAUGCCCCACUGACACAGGAGCCUGAUGAUCCGUUGGAGAAUUCAUCGUGGCCUAAAACCAUCCCUGUGUCGAUGGCAUGGCGGCUGAAGGAGCUUGAGCGGCAGAUUUUGGCGAGCCAAGAGGAAGAGCUGGCCUGCAGACUGAAGCUGAGCGGCCUGCUGAGCAUUGUCGACGACUGACGGACUGUUGCUGCAGAAAUAUCUUCAUUGUUACACAAAUGUUUGGAAAGAAAGGAGACGUGGGACUUUUGUCAGCAAACCACUUUGGAUUUGCUGAGCUCAAGCUGAGUCUGUUGCUAAAUGAGUUCAGUGUGUGUGUGUCAUAAAUGUCUGGGUGUUUGCAAGUGGAGAAUAUAACCAAGUGUAAAAGAUUUUUACACUUGGUUUAACUUUGUACAGUUAGUUUAGCAUAGUUUUGAAAAUAAGUGCAAAUACAGGAUCUAACUGUGUGUUGGUUUUUACAUAAACUUGAUGAGAUGCUGAUUCCUGAUCUGUGUGAUAAUCAGCUUGAUCUUGUCUGUCUGUAACAUAAAGUGAAGCACUUGUUUUUUACUUGUACAGUGAAAUGCUUCUGCUUUAAUUUGAUCUUUUUACUUGUGAAAUGUUCGAUUAAUCAAAUAAAAAGUGUUAUUUUUCAUAUAAACUA
Messenger RNA from Platichthys flesus (European flounder), 7795 nucleotides. RefSeq names its product minichromosome maintenance complex component 3 associated protein (gene mcm3ap). Gene Ontology annotation, biological process: mRNA export from nucleus. Gene Ontology annotation, molecular function: RNA binding. Gene Ontology annotation, cellular component: transcription export complex 2; nucleus; cytoplasm. Bases 202 to 7329 code for a protein of 2375 amino acids. Lineage: Eukaryota; Metazoa; Chordata; Actinopteri; Pleuronectiformes; Pleuronectidae. The transcript has 29 exons. The record is from RefSeq and is a predicted model, not a curated record.